Molecule: messenger RNA, 1344 nt
Organism: Haemonchus placei
Lineage: Eukaryota; Metazoa; Nematoda; Chromadorea; Rhabditida; Trichostrongylidae
Source: the annotation of a GenBank genome assembly
AUGCUGAGAAUGUUUCUCCAACAAGUGAUGGACCGUUCCUCACAUUACAUCGCGGCGUACGGGGAUCUUCCUCAAAGUAGGGGUCCACAAUUUGUAUGAAGCUCUCGUCUUCUUGUUCCAUUUCUCGUCUAUAGGUCCUCCCGUCAAUACCUAUCGCGGUAUUUUGGAGAUCGAGCUGGCUAUAGUAAUCUAUCAUUCUAACAAUGGUCUCAGCUGCUAUUAUAGGGUGUACAUCAUGUGCAUAAAUAUGCUUUGCAUCGACAGUCUCUGCAGUUAGAAACUUAGCCGCACGGUGCCAUGAAAACGAUGGAUGAAGCUGUGGCCAGUGUGUAAAAAUAUUCGAACAGAAGGAUACCGGGCCAGAUUGAAGGAAGUGGAGAGCCAACAUAUUGAGAUGAUAGGAAGAAAAGAGUCCAUUACGGCUGUCCUUCAGCUUGACCACAUCAAAUAAUGAAUUCAACCAGUGAAUAACAAUUGGCACAACUAUGCUUCUCUGCAAAUAAUCACUGAACGUUUAUCGAAGGAUGAAAUAAUUCUAAUCACUGACCUCGACACAAGUCCUCACAAAAAGCGAGGAACGUAUAGAACCAAUAUUAUUGAACUGCAGAUCCACACAAGUCCCAUCAUGACUGCGGAAUUUCAAUAAUGGCACCCGAAAACACAUUGGAAUGAGGUGUUUAAUUAGCUCGUUGUAGAGGCUACAGAGUAUACAACUACGAGGAUACAGAAGUUAUAAACCGAGUUGCAAAAUACAAGCUGAUGGACUGAACCAGCUUGGACGAGCUUAGAACCAUUCAGAGUCGCAGCAACUCUAUUCAUAUGUGCUCGUCUAAACGCCUCGACAUUCGCGAAUUUUUUCUCGAAACCCGCUCUUUGGUUAUCUUUUUGAUGAGUGAUGAGAACAAUGUCCAGAUCUGAAUUCGCUUUCUUCAGUCCAUUUACACAGCUCCCAAUCGGCACAACAGUUUGACCACUACGUGAGAAUAACUUUUCCAGUUUCUUCAAGUACUCUAUUGUAUUCGAAUACGAUUUGUAGAAAUCAUAUGUGCGUUGUUGCUGAUCUUUUAAGAGAUCCGAUUCCCACCGACUCAGCCUCCUGUAGUGCUUGGAAAUAAAUUCAUCACUGAACUGGAAGUCGACAUCAAGGUAUGUGGGAACGGAGCGUGAUGAGAAUGCUUUGUUGAGACACUGUGCAGAUGCCCGUUUGAGCAAAAACAUGUAGUGCUGAGAACUUCUCGGCAAUCGUCGAAAUCACUCAUGUGAAAGCCUAAGGGCUGUCCCUCUCCAUUGGUGCAGAAUAAUGUCCUUGUAGAAAACGACCUAAACAGCAAGCGAGGUUGCUAA